AACAGUAACAAACAAUACGACCUUUGCAACGCUUAGACUGUCAGGGAUCUUUCGUCCGUAGGAAUCCAUCUCUUGCUCAUAGAAAGUUUAUGUUGGACUCAUGCGUUCUCAUAUCAUGUCUGGAAUAUUUUUUGUCCUGACUUUUUUCUCAAGCGUUGAUAGCAAAGGAGGUUGCGUACCCGAUAUCCUCUCAUAUGACCGCUUGCAGCGUACCCCUUCGGAUCCGAACGAAUGCGUUCUCUGGUCGCUCCUACUAUAGCAGUUAUGCCUUACCCGCCCGAACGACGGUACUUGAUAUCGAUACCCCUUAUGCCUAUACCAUCUACAAGCAUUUCCGCACGGAGGUCUGCAGCGAAUGUUUUAACUACCAGUCUGGUCGUCGAGGCUUCUUGACUUGUCGCGAAUACGGCGAGAAUGCUGGUCUCCUGUUUUGCGAUGCGAUUUGUAUGGACAGGUGGAUAGAACGGGAAGGCAUGGAACUGGUGGAACUUCUUACGCGACUGGAGGUCAGGCGGCUGAAGAAGAAAGGGAAAGAGCGGGAAGACUUAAGAAAACAGGUUUCUGAUGAGGAAAUCGAGGAGACUUGGUCUAAGGUCGCGAAAAUCGAACGAAACCGCAAGCAAACUCGGAAAUGGAGUCAACUUUUCCUGGACGAUUUCGAAGCAGACAUUGCUCGGUACGUACUUAUGGCUCUAUAUCAUCAUUCUCUCGAAGUUGGGCAACGAAAGGAAGCACAUUUUCCCUCAAGUCACGGCGUUCUUGACUUGUCUCCCGAAGCAAAAGACGAUGCAAAGUUCGGCGAAGGGUCUUGCUCUUGGAGCGACUUUGCGUCCUUGCAAUCCAAUGGAACAAUACAGAUCAAACUCUUUCCGGAGCUUUUGGACAAUCAUAUUCGGAUAUACCAGGUUCUCAAGGGUCUUUUUGGUCUCCAUUCAAAGCCCACGACCGCGAAUGCAUUUAGAAUGAAUGUCAAUGGGGAUAUUCAACAGCUGGCAGAGCAAGAUGUCUGUCAAAUGUCCACCACACAUCCGGAUACCGCAAUGUUGUCAAGUUCACAACGACUCGCACAAGUCAUCACGAUCAAAAACGUGCGGACAGCUCUAGGUGUGGAUCCAGGAAACUCCUUCGGCAUCUGGGAGACACCCCUCAUAGAUGAAAGCGAGUGUCUGGGCUUCGCCGUAUACCCUAUCCCGUCAUUCUUCAACCACCAUUGUUCUCCAAAUGUACGAAAAGAACGAGCUGGUUGCCAAUUGCGAUUCGUUACAACACGACCGGUCGAAGCUGGCGAAGAACUUUGCAUUAGCUAUGGCCAUGUCGAGAAUAUGGGCUGGCAGGAGCGACAAAAGACCCUUUGGGAUGGAUGGUACUUCGAAUGUAUGUGCAGUCGAUGCCUUGCGAAUAAAGAGAAGAUAGAGAAUAGAUGCAACGGUUACCCUUGACUUGUCUGUAAUUCCACGGAAUGGUGACUCUCCGUGUGUGACCGAUUGAUCAGUAAGUUCAAAUUCUAUACAUGUUCUUAUUAUUACUAAGAGUCGUCACUUAUUCAUUCUCUGCCGUCUUCAUGCGUGGCAGAUGACAAGCGAACUCCCCGGGUUUCCAACGCCUUGCUUGGCAUCGUUUGUUUAUGAAAUCUCAAAGAUUGUAAACUUUACAAUCUUAUUAGAGGCCAUUGGGAACAAAGGAUUUACAUGUCG
Molecule: messenger RNA, 1694 nt
Organism: Somion occarium
Lineage: Eukaryota; Fungi; Basidiomycota; Agaricomycetes; Polyporales; Cerrenaceae
Source: the annotation of a GenBank genome assembly